Messenger RNA from Medicago truncatula (barrel medic), 1881 nucleotides. Its product is annotated as LON peptidase N-terminal domain and RING finger protein 3. The record is from RefSeq and is a predicted model, not a curated record. The coding region runs from base 237 to 1679 and encodes 480 amino acids. The transcript is spliced from 18 exons. Lineage: Eukaryota; Viridiplantae; Streptophyta; Magnoliopsida; Fabales; Fabaceae. Gene Ontology annotation, molecular function: protein binding; ubiquitin protein ligase activity.
AAUUGAGACUAUUAGGCUAGCCGAAUAUUAAUUGAAAAGGUUUUGUUCUAGAAAAAAAUACGUAGUGGAAUUUGGUCCGUGUAUGAAAUGAAGCAUCGAGGGGCGAACACGAUGCAUCUUCCAACCUUCUUCUCUUCGUUCUAAUCAUCACUUUAAUCUUCAAAAUCUUUCACAUACUCUCUUCAUAUUCUUCUCUCUUUCUUUCUUUCUUUUCUUUAUUUCCCAUUCUACCCUCAAUGGCCACUCAAUCCCCUUCCGAUUCUCUCGACGUCGACGACUACGUUUUGGAUAAUGGGCCAGAAGGAUUGUCAUGGGACACAUUUCAUUAUGUUUACGAGCUUGUGCAAAAGGGAAAUUUGGCCUUUCGAGACAACAGAAUGGAAGAGGCAAUCAACUUUUACUCAAGAGCCAAUAACAUCAAAUCUAGUGAUCCAAUUAUCCUCGGCAAUCGAAGUGCAGCUUAUAUCAGGAUUAGCCAAUAUUUAAUGCAUAGAUCUUCAUCAUCCUCAGAACAUAGGCCAUUGAGUGGGCUUGAUCCCACAACACUUGCCGAACUGGGUUUGAAGGAUGCUGCAAAGCUUGUGGAACUCCAAAGCAGUUCAGUAAAACCAUACCUUUUGAAGGCCAAUGCUCUUCUUCUGUUAGAGAAAUAUGACGUGGCUCGGGAUGUUAUUCUUUCUGGACUUCAAGUUGAUCCUUUUAGUAAUUCCCUUCGGGAAUGUCUUCAAAGAGUGGAAAGAGUAUCAUCUAGUUCAACAGGAAGGAGUACACAUAUACAACCAGAGCGGAAUGAUGACUUUGAUUGCACUCUCUGCCUGAAAUUACUGUAUGAACCUGUCACAACCCCCUGUGGACAUUCAUUUUGCCGUUCAUGUCUAUUUCAGUCAAUGGAUCGUGGGAACAGAUGCCCAUUGUGCAGGACAGUUCUGCUCAUUAGCCCCAGAACAUGUUCAAUUAGUGUGACAUUGAAGAGCAUCAUACAAAAGAACUUUUCAGAGGAAUAUGCUGAAAGGAAGCAAGAGAAUGACAGUUUAGUCAACAUUGGUGUAGAUAUGCUCCCUCUUUUUGUCAUGGAUGUUGUCUUACCCUGUCAAAGAUUUCCACUAAAUAUAUUUGAACCUCGUUAUAGACUUAUGGUAAGAAGAAUAAUGGAAGGCAAUCAUCGGAUGGGAAUGGUUAUAAUAGAUGCUUCAACAGGAUCAUUAGCAGAGUUUGGCUGUGAAGUGGAAAUCACAGAGUGUGAGCCACUUCCAGAUGGUCGUUUUUAUAUAGAGAUUGAAGGUCGUAGGAGAUUUCGCAACCUCCGUUCUUGGGAUCAAGAUGGAUAUCGUGUUGCAGAAGUUGAAUGGAUACAAGAUAUUAUGCCGCCAGAAGGGACAAAAGAAAGAGAGGAUUUACAGGAAUUGACGCAGAAUGCAGCAGAAAGUGCUCGAACAUGGAUAGGAAGAGCUAAAGAAGCAGCAAGACAAGAUCAAAGAAGAUUAGAGAAACUCGUGAAUGUUGAAGGAAUGAUACCCUCAUUAAGAGACCCCGAGCGCUUUAGUUUUUGGCUGGCUACCCUCUCGAAUCGUAGGCCUUCAGAAAGAUUGGAUGUCCUACGCAUUAGAGAUACUACAGAGAGAAUUAGACGAGGCCUGAUAUUUCUUCGAGCAGAGGAACAAGGAUGCAGAAUUCAGUAAAAACGAGCUGAGGAACGUUACCAUUAUUACUAUUGGAAUUUGAAUAUUUAUUGUAAAUUCAUUUACAAGCCAUUCAAAUAUUCUUUGCCUUCAUAAAUGGUUGUUCAUGAGGCAAUUUUUGUUGUAACAUAGUGUUGAACCCAAUUGUUCUAAUAUACAUGGAUAUCCACAUUACCUUUUAUUACAAUCUGAUUUAUACAAA